AGGAAACAUCAUAGGCGGUUGCAUUUGUCUUGAAGCCUAAGCUAGUUAAAGUUGCAUGGUCCAUUUGAUUUUUUUUUUGUUUUUGAAGACUGCUCCAUUUGAAUAUGCAAACCUUAUAAGUUAUAAAUAAUAUUACUCAUUAUUCUACUCCACAUACUAUAUCUUUUUUGUCAUAUCUUAUACUCUCUUUUUAUCCCUUCAUUUUUCUCCUGUGUAGAAACAAAUUUUUUUUUUUUCGUAUAAGAAAAAUAUACAAAAGUUAGGACAGUCUUAUUUAAAUACUCAAUUCGACCAUACUUUGCGAAAAGUGUGUAGCAUAUAUGGAAGUGACAAGCAUGUCUAUAGCAAUUUCUUUGGCAUGUAUUGUAUUAGUGAGUGUGUCAUGGUGUGUGUUGAAUUGGGUAUGGUUUAGGCCAAAAAGAUUAGAAAGAUGCCUUAGAAAUCAAGGGUUUAAAGGUAAUUCUUAUAGGCUAUUGCAUGGAGACACUAAGGAUAGAGCUACUAUGACUAUGGAAGCCAGAGCAUGCCCCCCUUUGCCUAAUUCGUCCAAUGAUUAUCUUCCACGUGUCCUCCCGUUUUUCCUUCAAACUCUGAACAAAUAUGGUAAAAAAUGUUUUGUAUGGAAUGGACCAGUGCCAUUGGUCACGAUUGCGGAACCAGAGUUGAUAAGAGAAGUGUUCAUGAAGUUCCACGAGUUUCAAAAGCCAAGGACUAACCCUCUUUUAGAGAAGGUUGCCUCUGGCUUAGUUAUGUUAGAGGGCCGAUUUUGGGCUACAAGGAGGAAGCUUCUUACUCCGGCUUUUCACAUGGACAAGCUAGAGUUUAUGCUUCCAGCAUUAUGGGAAAGCUCCAAUGCUAUGGUUAAAGAGUGGGAAGAAAUGGCAUCGAAGACAGGUUCAUGUGAAAUAGAAGUGUGGACAUAUUUUCGUAAAUUAUCUGCAGAUCUUAUUUCUAGAGCUGCAUUUGGAAGUAGUUACGAAGAAGGGAAGCGAAUAUUCGAGCUAUUAAUCGAACAAAUACAAAUUGCAAUUCCAGUUUUUAAUGCAGUUUAUAUCCCCGGUUGGAGGUUUAUCCCAACCAAGGCAAAUAGAAGAAUUGUGGAAAUUGACAAGGAAUGUCGCACUCUACUAAAAGGUGUUAUUGAUAAGAGAAAGAAAGCAAUAAAAGGAGGAGAAAAACCAAAGGAUGACUUGUUGGGAUUGUUAUUGGAAUCGAAGUUUAAAGACAAUGGACUAAAUAACAAAAAACACAUUGAGUUGAGCAUUGAAGAGGUGAUUAAUGAAAGUAAGUUGUUCUACUUAGCUGGCCAAGGUACCACUUCAUCGCUACUUGUAUGGACAAUUAUUAUGCUAGGAAAGUAUCAAGAAUGGCAGGCUCGAGCACGAGAAGAGAUAUUAAACACAUUUGGGAAUUGCAUCCCGGAUUUUCAAGGAUUAAAUCAUCUAAAAACUGUAAACAUGAUACUCCAAGAGGUUCUUCGAUUAUAUCCCCCGGUUUUAGAAAUAAGUCGUACAGUUACAGAAGAUAUUAGAGUAGGAGAUGUGUUCUUACCGGCGGGAGUGUUAGUCAAUCUUCCAAUUGCCCUCAUCCAACAAGAUGAGAAACUAUGGGGUGAUGAUGCUAAAGAAUUUAACCCAUUAAGGUUUAGUGAAGGGAUCUCCAAGGCAACAAAAGGGAAUAUGUCAUUUUUCUCAUUUGGUUGGGGCCCAAGAAUAUGCAUUGGAUCGAAUUUCGCCAUGACCGAAGCCAAAAUGACAUUAGCCUUGAUUCUACAACGAUUCUCUUUCGAGCUUUCACCAUCCUAUGUUCAUGCUCCAUCGACCAUAGGAGGUCUUAGACCACAAUUUGACGCUCCUAUUGUCUUUAAUCGAUUAUAGGCAAAAUAAAACCCGUAUAAUUUUACUUGUAAACCAUAGUCAUGCAUAAACAACAUUGUUGGGAAAAUAAAUUUAAGGUUGGUUCUAAUUUAACUUGGUUUUAAAUUGUAACCAAUUACUUACAACACCUUUUCUUUAAUUUCUUGCAUGUUUUUUCAUGUUAUGAGUAUAUAUGCUUUACUUAAACAUUGUUCUCAGAAUUCGGAUUUCCGUGGGCUUGGCCUUCGUCGAAUAUUGGUCCUUUUCUAAUAGAAAGUACAAUUUUUUAUUUU
Molecule: messenger RNA, 2149 nt
Organism: Chenopodium quinoa (quinoa)
Lineage: Eukaryota; Viridiplantae; Streptophyta; Magnoliopsida; Caryophyllales; Amaranthaceae
Product: cytochrome P450 CYP72A219-like
Exons: 5
Coding region: 321-1877 (518 amino acids)
Molecular function (GO): oxidoreductase activity, acting on paired donors, with incorporation or reduction of molecular oxygen; monooxygenase activity; iron ion binding
Source: RefSeq, a predicted model, not a curated record